CCAUCUCACGUGCCCUCCAAUCCUUAUCCUCGAAAAUUCAGAACCAAGCGACACAAAAAUUGGGCGCGACGCAGAGCUGCGGCGCAAAUUUUUUGUGAGCGCAAAAGCAAAAGCGUGUCUCGGUUGAAACACAGAGAGAGCGAGCGAGCUUUUUCUCUCUCUUGGGAGGGUUCGGGAGAAGCGGUAAUGGCGGACCAGAGGAACAGGUGGAACUGGGAGGUCCCUGGGUUCGAACCGAGGAAGUCAUUCGAGCGGGACGAUCAUGUACCCGCUCCUUUGGUUCGAAGGUACUCCAUUUCGACGUCGUCAGUUCUGUCGCACGUUGACUCGUCGAGGAACGCCUUUGCCGCGAAAGUUCUGAAAUUGAGGGAUAAGGUUAAGCGUGCAAGAGAAGAUUGCUUGGAGUUGAGACAAGAAGCCAGUGACCUGCAGGAGUAUUCUAAUGCAAAACUUGAUCGUGUUACACGCUAUCUUGGUGUGCUUGCUGAUAGGGCUCGAAAACUAGAUCAAGCUGCCCUUGAGACUGAGGCAAGAAUUUCUCCCCUUGUCACUGAGAAGAAAAGGUUGUUUAAUGACUUGUUGACAGCCAAAGGAAACAUAAAGGUGUUUUGCCGCACAAGGCCACUAUUUGAAAAUGAAGGCCUAUCCUGCAUUGAAUUUCCUGAUGAUUUCACAAUCCGUGUUAAUACUACUGAUGAUUCUCUCUCCAACCCUAAGAAGGAUUUUGAAUUUGAUAGGGUUUAUGGACCUCAUGUUGGACAAGGGGAACUUUUCCAUGAUGUCCAGCCAUUUGUACAAUCAGCUUUGGAUGGGUAUAAUGUUUCCAUAUUUGCUUAUGGGCAAACUGGUUCAGGAAAGACACACACUAUGGAAGGAUCUAGUCAUGAGCGUGGUUUGUAUGUUAGGUGCUUUGAGGAGCUGUUUGAUUUGUCCAACUCAGAUAUGACUUCUUCUUCACGACUUGAUUUUUAUGUUACAAUCUUUGAGCUAUACAAUGAACAGGUACAUGAUUUACUCUCAGAACUGAGGAAUAAUCUAUCGAAGGUCCACAUGGGUCCACCAGAUUCUUUCAUAGAACUUGUUCAGGAAAAGGUUGAAAAUCCUUUAGACUUCUCUAAAGUUCUAAAAGCAGGGCUUCAGAAUCGAGGGACAGACAUAAUGAAAUUCAACGUUUCUCAUUUGAUCAUUACAAUUCACAUGCACUAUAGCAAUUGGAUUACCAGAGAAAACUUGUACAGUAAACUUUCUCUUGUGGACUUGGCUGGAAGUGAAGGUUUGCUUGACGAAGAUGCUAGUGGAGAGCGAGUAACAGAUUUGCUGCAUGUGAUGAACUCGCUUUCUGCGUUGGGAGAUGUAUUAUCGUCUUUGACUUUGAAGAAGGAUAUUAUACCCUAUGAGAACUCAAGACUUACAAGAAUACUUGCAGACUCUCUAGGUGGAAGCUCAAAAACAUUGAUGAUUGUAAAUAUUUGCCCAAAUGUUUCAAAUCUAUCUGAGACAUUGUCUUCGCUAAAGUUUUCUGCAAGAGCUCGCAAUGCUGAACUAAGUCUUGGAAAUCGGGAUACCAUCAAGAAGUGGAGAGAUGUGGCUAAUGAUGCACGAAAAGAAUUAUAUGAGAAAGAAAAGGAAAUCUAUGAUCUAAAGCAAGAAGUGUUGGGUUUAAAGCAAGCACGGAAUGAUGCAAAUGACCAGUGCGUCCUUCUUUUCAAUGAAGUCCAAAAGGCUUGGAAAGUGUCUUUUACCCUACAGUCUGAUCUGAAGUCAGAAAACAUAAUGGUUGCAGAGAAGCUUAAAAUUGAAAAGGAUCAAAAUGCUCAGCUUAGAAAUCAAGUUGCUCAUCUCUUACAAUUAGAGCAAGAACAGAAAAUGCAGAUACAACAAAAGGAUGCAACAGUUCAGGCCCUGCAGGCAAAAAUUAUGAGCAUCGAGUUGCAACUGAACGAAACUCUCCGUUCUGCUGAUGCGAGGUCAGCAAUUGGUUCAGAAUCUACUGGGGUUUUACCAACUACAAAAUCAACAGGAGACAGUAAUGAUUCUUCAGCUGUUACCAAGAAACUUGAGGAGGAACUCUCAAAACGUGAUGUACUUAUUGAGAGGUUGCAUGAAGAAAAUGAGAAGCUGUUUGAUAGGUUGACAGAAAAAUCUGCAUUAGGUGGAUCAACCAAGGUGUCAAACCCAUCCCCUAAAGAAUUAUUGGACCGUCAGACUCAGGAGUUAGGGAGGACAAAUAAUAGCAAAGGGCCUUCUUCGGAUGUUCUUCCAUUGCCAUCAGGUGCUGAUAAAACUGAUAGUGCAGUUGCUCUGGUUAAAUCAGGUUCCGAGAAAGUAAAGUCAACUCCAGCAGGAGAAUAUCUUACUGCUGCAUUGAUGGACUUUGAUCCUGAACAAUAUGACAGCCUCGCCACUGUAGCUGAUGGAGCAAACAAGCUAUUAAUGCUGGUUUUGGCUGCAGUAAUUAAAGCAGGGGCAGCAAGAGAGCAUGAAAUCCUUGCCGAAAUCAGAGAUGCUGUUUUUUCAUUUAUUCGUAAAAUGGAGCCUAGGAGAGUGAUGGAUACUAUGCUUGUAUCUCGUGUUAGAAUUCUGUACAUAAGAUCUUUGCUUGCUAGAUCACCUGAACUGCAGUCCAUCAAGGUUUCUCCAGUUGAACGCUUUUUAGAGAAAGCCAAUACUGGCCGCAGUAGGAGCUCCAGCAGGGGCAGUAGUCCCGGCAAGUCUCCUGUUCGUUAUGACUCCAGUACAAGAACUUCUCUGGUUGAUGAGCACAUCCAUGGUUUUAAAGUAAAUAUAAAGCAAGAAAAGAAAUCCAAGUUCUCAUCAAUCGUCUUGAAACUCCGAGGAAUUGAUCAGGAAACAUGGAGGCAGCAUGUAACUGGUGGAAAGCUUAGGGAAAUAACCGAGGAAGCCAAAAGUUUUGCAGUUGGAAACAAGUCUCUUGCUGCCCUCUUUGUUCAUACUCCAGCAGGUGAACUGCAGCGUCAAAUCAGAUCCUGGCUUGCUGAGAACUUCGAGUUUCUUUCUGUUACUGGAGCUGAUGCUAUUGGGGGUACGGCUGGUCAGUUAGAACUUCUUUCAACAGCAAUUAUGGAUGGAUGGAUGGCUGGUCUUGGUGCUGCAGUUCCACCCAGUACUGAUGCUCUUGGUCAGCUUCUAUCUGAAUAUGCAAGGAGGGUUUACACUUCUCAAUUGCAGCACUUGAAGGAUAUUGCAGGUACCUUGGCAACUGAAGAGGCAGAAGAUCCAGCACAAGUAGCAAAGCUGCGCUCUGCCCUUGAAUCUGUUGAUCACAAGAGAAGGAAGAUUUUACAACAAAUGCGAAGUGAUGUAGCCUUGCUAGCAGUAGAAGAAGGUGGUUCACCCAUUCAAAAUCCUUCUACAGCAUCUGAAGAUGCGCGCUUAGCAUCUCUUAUAUCCCUUGAUGGCAUAUUGAAGCAAGUCAAGGAAAUAACAAGCCAGGCCUCUGCAAACACACUGACUAAAAGUAAGAAGAAAGCAAUGCUUGCAUCUCUGGAUGAACUGGCAGAGCGAAUGCCCUCUCUUCUUGAUAUUGACCAUCCAUGUGCCAAAAAGCAAAUUGCAGAUGCUCGUAGUUUGGUAGAGUCCAUUCCAGAACAAGGCGACCAUCUUCAAGAAGCACAUGCAUUUCAACCUGCAGAUUGGGGAUCAGGUGCUGAAACUGAUGUGUCACAAUGGAAUGUCCUGCAGUUCAACACAGGCUCAACAACACCAUUUAUCAUCAAAUGUGGAUCAAACUCUAAUUCUGAGCUGGUUGUCAAAGCAGAUGCUCGUGUUCAGGACCCUAAAGGUGGGGAAAUUAUCAGAGUUGUCCCGAGACCUACCGUAUUGGCAAAUAUGAGCGUGGAAGAAAUGAAGCAGGUAUUUGCACAACUUCCAGAGGCUUUAAGCUUGCUGGCUCUAGCAAGGACAGCAGAUGGAACCCGAGCUCGAUAUUCUAGAUUGUACAGGACUCUCGCAAUGAAGGUCCCAUCACUGAGGGAUCUAGUUGGUGAACUUGAGAAAGGAGGGGCAUUGAAAGAUGUGAGGUCAUAAGUGAAGGGCUGGAGUUUUUUGCAGAUGCCUUGUAUACUUUGUAUUAAAGACAAGCCUCUAUUGAUAUGCCCUAAGUUAUUCUUCGGGACUGUUAAUAUCAUUUUGGGAUUUGUAUACAGAAGUUGUUUACUACAACAAUAGUAUUUAUUUAGUUGAUUUAUUCUUUGGAAUGAAGGUUCCUGUUCAGAUGUA
Nelumbo nucifera (sacred lotus) is the source of this 4239-nucleotide messenger RNA. RefSeq names its product kinesin-like protein KIN-14B. The record is from RefSeq and is a predicted model, not a curated record. Gene Ontology annotation, biological process: microtubule-based movement. Gene Ontology annotation, molecular function: ATP binding; microtubule binding; microtubule motor activity. Gene Ontology annotation, cellular component: microtubule cytoskeleton. NCBI's taxonomy places the organism in Eukaryota, Viridiplantae, Streptophyta, Magnoliopsida, Proteales, Nelumbonaceae.